GCGGCAGCCUCACUCAGACGCUUGAGAUCACUCGCGGCGAACGGCGCGCGCGCAAUUCGGCAACGCACCCGAACGCGUCCCGAAAUCGGCCGAUAUACUAGUCGUGUUACGUUGUUUAUGAAAUAAAUGUUAUUCUAAGUGAUUAUCCUUGCCACAUUGUGCCAUCAUGGGAACCUUUGGAAUGUUUAGACUAAGUCUAGCGCUUUUGGCAGUGGUGUCGGCAGCACAAACCCACGCGCAGAAAAGCAAGGACGACAGCAUCCAAACGGUGCCCAGCGACCUCCGGCGGGCGGUCAGCGAAGCGCUAGCCUUAGAGAGGAGGUUCCUCGCUGGGGCUAAUGAUGCACAAAACUGCACAUCAGAUGCCGACGAGGGCAGCAGUGUGCCAUGUCCACCGAGCAAGUAUCGCAGCCCUAGUGGGGAGUGCAACAACGUGCGCCACCGGCCCUGGGGCAGGCGAGGCGACGUGUUCCUGCGACUUAUGCCGCCCAACUACGCCGACGGUGUUGCGGAGCCAAUGUCACCACCGCACUUACCAAACCCCUUCAUGGCGGUUCGGGCGGCGUCCCAGCUGUCCGGAAGUGCAGACCACGACUACGUCACCAGCCUGAUUGCGGCCUGGGGACAGAUGCUGAUGCACGACCUUGUCGCCACUGCCAAUGGGAAUAAGGAGUGCCAAGGUUCAGGCUGUGAGUACACCAGGUCAGCACCCGCCAGAAACUAUGACUCAUGUGGCUUUGAACACCGUGAUCAGAUGAACUUGGCUACGUCAUUCCUGGACGGAUCGGCACUUUACGGCAGCUCCGAGAAAGAAUUGAGAUCGCUUCGACUCUACGACGCUGGGAAACUGGACCUGGACUCGUGUAGGAAGUGCAACGAUGGCAAACCAACCGCACCUCUCUACAAGGCGUUGGUGUCUGAGCACAAUCGUAUCGCAGGAGAGCUGUACUCCCUGAAUCCCUUCUGGGAUGACACCACUUUAUUCCUGGAGGCACGACGAGCGGUGGCUGCUGUCAUCCAGCACAUCACUUACAACGAGUUCCUGCCCGUGCUUCUGGGUGAGGUUGGAAUGGCCAAAGCGGAGCUGAAGUUGCAAAGCCUCGGAUUCUGGCGAGGAUACUCGAGUGCAAACAGAGCGGGUGCUUACACUGAACUGGUAGCCGUCGCUCCCAUAUUCAAGGCUAUGAUGAACGAGAAAUUGAUAAACACGACUGUCACCCUGAGUCAACUAGUCCGAACGAGCGCACAACACGUGUCUCAUUUCCCCCCUUCUGCCGAAUGGGACGUCAACAGAGCACGAGACCACGGCGUGUCCCCUUACUUGAGAGCUCUCAGGAUGUGCGAGCCGACAUCAUCUAUCAAGACCUUCGGGGACUUCGAGAAAAUGGGCUUUGACAGGACGCAGAUGGAGGUCAUGGCUGAUAUGUACAGGAACGCAGAAGACGUCGAGCUGCUGUUCGGUGGUGCUAUGGAGAAACCCGCCACAGGUGCGGUAGUCGGCCACACCUUAGCCUGCGUCUUGGCUUUGCAGUUCGCCAAUUUGAAGAAAAGCGACCGAUUUUGGUACGAAAACGACAUCCCCCCAUCGUCAUUCUUGCCUGAACAGCUGGCAGCGAUCAGGAAGGUUUCCCUUGCGGGACUUCUGUGUACUUCCGACGACUCGCUAUCCAAAAUCCAGCCUAAAGCCUUCGUCAAGGAAGACCCUUACUUAAACGCAGCCCAACACUGCUCCCAGCACAGCCGUCUUGAACUUUCCGCUUGGCGCGACGAAAGCGGCGCGAAGGCAGCUGAGAGGCUGUCCCAAGACAUGCUCUCCGCCGCAUUAGAGAAGGCCAAGCAGGAGAUGGCUGACAGGAAGAAGCUGGAAUACAUGCUGUGGGAGACAAGUGGAGGAGCUGAUCCUAAAUCUCCAGUGGGCACUGCUGCUUCGUUCUCAAAGGCAAACAAAUAUGCGCUGAAACUGGCCAACACCUCCCUCUUCUUUGAAUUCGCUACCAAUGAGCUUCUGAACACUAUUCACGGCAGCCACCGCCGCCGCAGACGUCAGAUCUUCGAUGACUCUCUAGGCUUCGGCACCAACGACUUCGUAGACUCCCUCCAAUCGGUCGACGUCACAGGAUUCCUCGGCCAAGACCUUGGACCCACUAUCGAACCCCAAUGUGACGAGAACGGAAGCUGCGACCCUGAUACACCCUUCAGGAGUUAUACUGGAUAUUGCAACAAUCUUAGGAACCCUAACUUGGGAAAAAGUUUGACGACUUUCGCUAGACUGCUGCCUCCAGUGUAUGAAGAUGGCGUGUCCCGUCCACGCAUCAACUCCGUGACCGGCACACCUUUGCCGUCACCUCGCAUCAUCUCCACCGUGAUCCAUCCCGAUAUCUCCAAUUUACACACGCGGUAUACGUUGAUGGUGAUGCAGUUCGCCCAGUUUGUGGACCACGAGCUUACUAUGACGCCCAUUCACAAAGGUUUCCACGAGUCCAUCCCUGAUUGUCGGUCGUGCGAGUCUCCCCGCACUGUGCAUCCCGAAUGCAACCCGUUCCCGGUUCCCCGGGGAGACCACUACUAUCCCGAAGUGAAUGUGACGUCAGGGGAAAGGCUUUGCUUCCCAUUCAUGAGGAGUUUGCCUGGACAACAGCAGCUGGGACCUCGUGAACAAGUGAACCAGAACACAGCUUUCAUCGACGGCUCAGUAGUAUACGGAGAGAACCCUUGCAUCGUCCGCAAGUUACGAGGGUUCAACGGGCGCCUGAACGCGACCACCAACCCUCUGGGAGGAAAGGACCUGCUGCCGCGCUCCGACAGCCACCCGGAGUGCAAGGCGCCCAGUGGAUACUGCUUCAUUGCUGGUGACGGCCGAGCAUCCGAACAACCAGGGUUGACUGCCAUCCACACGAUCUUCGUCCGCGAACACAACCGUCUAGUCGAAGGCCUCCGAGGAGUCAACCCUCACUGGGACGCGGAACUCCUGUUCGAACAUGCCAGAAGAAUCCUCGCUGCAUCCUUCACACAUAUCAUUUACAACGAGUUCCUGCCGAGGCUACUGUCGUGGAACGCUGUCAACUUGUACGGACUGAAACUGCUGCCUUCUGGCUACUACAAAGAAUACUCGCCUACCUGCAACCCGGCCAUCGUAACUGAGUUCGCGACCGCCGCGUUCAGAAUCGGCCACUCGCUGUUGAGACCGCACCUGCCGAGGCUGUCGCACACCUACCAGCCAGUAGAGCCUCCAAUUCUUCUCCGAGAUGGUUUCUUCAAGCCCGACAUGUUCAUGAACCAUGCCUCAAUGGUUGACGAGCUCAUGCGCGGUCUCUCCUCGACCCCCAUGGAGACCCUCGACCAGUUCAUCACUGGAGAAGUCACCAACCACCUCUUCGAAGACAGGAGGAUCCCCUUCUCUGGAAUAGAUCUGAUCGCGCUGAACAUCCAGCGAGGAAGGGAUCAUGGAAUGCCGAGCUAUAACAACUAUAGGGCGCUUUGCAACUUGAAGAGGGCGGCUACUUUUGAAGAUCUGUCCAGGGAGAUACCUGAUGAAGUUAUUGCUAGGUUGAAGAGGAUAUACCCCACUGUUGACGAUAUCGAUCUGUUCCCGGGAGGUAUGAGCGAGAGGCCUCUGCAGGGAGGUCUUGUGGGACCCACCUUCGCUUGCAUCAUCGCCAUCCAGUUCAGGCAGCUUAGGAAGUGUGAUAGAUAUUGGUAUGAGAACGACAACACAGCUGCCCGUUUCACUGAGCACCAACUGGCUGAGAUCAGAAAGUCGACGCUGUCCAAGGUCCUGUGUGAGAACUUCGACGUGCCCGGCGACAUCCAAAGGGCUGCCUUCGAUCUGCCAAGCAACUUCUUAAAUCCACGUGUUCCCUGCUCGUCGUUGCCCAAGAUCGACUUGUCCGCGUGGCGGGAAAGUUCUGCGCAGGGCUGCCUCAUAGCAGGCCGGUCGGUGUCCGUCGGAGAGUCAGCCUUCCCUUCGCCUUGUACCUCCUGUAUAUGCACCGUGGAGGGGGCUCAAUGCGCAUCCCUCCGCAUCACGGACUGCGCACAGCUUCUCCGCGAGUGGCCUCGCGAGGCAGUAGCCCGGGACGACGUGUGCGCAGCGCAGUGCGGCGCCGCGGCUCCCUCGCAACCGUCCCGCGCGCCGCGCCGGCCCCCGCUAAACUUCAAGUUCCCAGACCUCUCGCCGUUUAUAGCCAAGUGAGGGAUACUUUAUUCGAGAUAGUAAUUUGUUUUAGUGUGCCUGCUCUUUACACAGCUAAAGGUGGAUUCGACCAAAAGAGUAAAUAUCAGAAUAAACUUGUCAUUUUGACAUAUUUCCCGUACUGAAACUGUCAAUACCAGUUAUACCAGGAGUUAUUCUCGGAUACAAGUUUGGUCGAAUCGGGCCUAAGUGAGCUAGGCACUUUAUUCGAGGUAGUAUUUUGUUUUUUUUUUUUUUUUAGGAACAAUGUACCUAUUUACUUUUGACAGGAAAUAUUGUAAAAAAAUAACAUUGAUUUUCGACUUCAUGAUAAAUUCACAUCCAAUAAGUAUAGAUAAACAUUAAAAAUGCUAAUGGAAUACAUUACAUCUAUUUUUCGUUCAAUUAACCUUUUUUUUUCUCCCAAACUCACCCACUGCACUGGGACGAAAACUAGCGAAGUUACCCUAAUUAGGUGGUAGGUACACAUUGUUCCCGUGUAAAGAUUAUCAAAUUACUAGCUCGAAUUAAAGAUGCGUUUGUAAAUAUAUUGCCUGUAGUCUCCCAAGAGUGACUAGUGAGCAAGGUUAGGCAUAAACCUUAAAACUUCUGGCGCACUAAGUGACCAUAAUUUAAUUUUUAACGAUACUACACUCUUACAUCUAUGAACACAUAGGAAAAGUAAAUGUUGCUCACAAAUUUUGGUCACUUCUAAAGCUAAGACAGAUGUGUAGCCAUAACAAAAUAAAUAGCUAACUAAACUAUGUAAUGUAGCCACCGUUGUAUCGUAAAUGCAUUAAUUUGUAUUUACAUGUCUGCAUAUUAUAUCUCAGAACAAAUAAUUACCUAUUUAAUUGUAAAUAUUUCGAACAAGAAUUUUGCCGUGAUAGGCAAAACAUUUUCAAGCUCAAAUAAAAUUCAUCAAUUUAUCUAACUUACUGAUAUAUCUAUUACUUUAUUUAUCUAAAUGGCGAAUUGGGAAAUACGUUAUUUAUACAAAUAAAAAUCUCUGGUUACCAAAAAUGAAGUCCACAUAAUGCCUGCAUAGAGGACGUAAAAUAAUAAUUUAAGCUAAAAUAGACAUUAAUAUUUAAGUCAUAGAUUUAAGAAACUCAUCGUUGUGUACUAGCGUAAAAGUAUUUGGUGCAAUGUUUUACUUAGUGUGUUGUUCAAAACGAACAAAUCAUUAAAUUAAAACUUACUGUUACUUAGGCUUUUUAUAAGAGAGGUUGUGUAAUAUAAGAAAUUAAAUAUACUCUGAAUUUAUUUGUGUAACAAUUUUUAUAAGCAUUUAUGGCCAUCUUUAGCUUUAAUUGAUUAGAAGACGAUAUGCAUGUAACAAUACCCAGUAUAUUUUUACCAUAAUACCAGUGUUACCAGUUUAUACCUACUCAAUGUUACCAUUACGUCGUACAAAUAACUCCAAUGUCACUCGUGAUUUCGUGAACCACUCAUGUCUUCUGUAGUUUGUUUUCACUGCCUAGUUAUUAUAUCUAGGAUUAAGAUUUUGUAAAUUAUUAUUUGUAAAAUAUUGGCAUAAUUACAUAGGUCUAGUUUUAUUUUUCUAGAUAAUAAAUACAAAUCUCACCUAGUGACAAAAUUUAAUAAAAUAUUUUCUAUUUAA
This is a messenger RNA of Ostrinia nubilalis (European corn borer), 5795 nucleotides long. Its product is annotated as heme peroxidase 2. Gene Ontology annotation, molecular function: peroxidase activity; heme binding. Gene Ontology annotation, biological process: response to oxidative stress. The record is from RefSeq and is a predicted model, not a curated record. The coding region runs from base 167 to 4192 and encodes 1341 amino acids. Lineage: Eukaryota; Metazoa; Arthropoda; Insecta; Lepidoptera; Crambidae. The transcript has 24 exons.